CAAUUCUAUCCAUUAUUGAAUAUAUAUGAGUUUAAGAAUCGUUUACAUGAGCAGAAUCUCUCAUUCUAUAUGGUUUUAACAUUGAUGAUCAUUUUAAAAUACAUACAACAUAGUUAAAAGUAUUUAUAAUAUUUCGAUUAUAAUACAAGAGAAAAAUUUUUUUAAAAGAAACAUUGAAAAAUAAAAAUGGGUUUCGGUGUAAUCAUCUUGUUUACCAGUCUAUUUGCGGCCAUCGGUAUCGGUGUGCCUGUUUUUCUACCCGAAAAUCCUAACAAAGAAAUUGUCAAAUUGAUGAUUGUAAUGAGCACAAUAUGUUGUUAUAUAAUGUGGCUGGUCACCUAUAUGUCACAGAUGAAUCCAUUAUUUGGUCCGGUUAUAAGUACGGCAACUGCUAGUUUGAUGCGUCGUGAAUGGUCGUAAUUGUUCACUGGGAUAUGAUGAAGUAUUAUAAAUUCCAACAAGCAAACGAAAGUAAAAGAUUUAUAUUCAAAAUAUAAUAAUCAUCAUCACAAAAUCAUUAUCAAUCAAUGCUGAUUAC
Molecule: messenger RNA, 538 nt
Organism: Dermatophagoides pteronyssinus (European house dust mite)
Lineage: Eukaryota; Metazoa; Arthropoda; Arachnida; Sarcoptiformes; Pyroglyphidae
Gene: VhaM9.7-a
Product: Vacuolar H[+] ATPase M9.7 subunit a
Biological process (GO): proton transmembrane transport
Cellular component (GO): proton-transporting V-type ATPase, V0 domain
Molecular function (GO): proton-transporting ATPase activity, rotational mechanism
Source: RefSeq, a predicted model, not a curated record